Molecule: messenger RNA, 7592 nt
Organism: Stomoxys calcitrans (stable fly)
Lineage: Eukaryota; Metazoa; Arthropoda; Insecta; Diptera; Muscidae
Product: HEAT repeat-containing protein 5B
Exons: 9
Coding region: 465-7091 (2208 amino acids)
Biological process (GO): retrograde transport, endosome to Golgi; intracellular protein localization; endocytosis
Cellular component (GO): Golgi apparatus; endocytic vesicle; membrane
Source: RefSeq, a predicted model, not a curated record
GUCAGAGACGUUACGCCGCGAUUGAACACUGGAACACACCCGCCGCUCUGUUGUCUUAUGUGGGAAGCUAGCUUGGCUGUUAACCACUAACACUAUGGAUACAAAUUAAUUCAUUUCUCUUAAUUAUUUCCAAAAAAAAGAAAAAAAAUCAAAUAUAAAUAAUAAGAAACACAUCAUCACCAUGGACAAGUGAACAAGUUCGCCUCAACAUUUGUUCCCAUUUGAACUUGAAAUAUUCUAUCUAUCGAUUUUCUUUGGAAUUGUUCAUAAGAUGGCAAAAAAAGAGAAACUAAGUGAACAACGCAAAACUAAUAAUACUUGAAUGAAUUGUGAAUUCUUUUGUUCCUCCAAACAAAAAACCAUAACAUAGACUCAAGUGUAAAAACUUUCGGAAAACCCUGAACCCCUACCACAAAACAACUAUCCAUGUACACCAACCAAUAUUAAAUUUGCAAAUUUAAACAAUGCCAAAUAUAGAAACAAAAAUUCUUUCACCCAAUUUUUUGCAUAAAGCAUUAAGUGAGGCCAAAAGAUCAUUCACACGCUCCAACACAGAUCUUUGUCGUCGUCACAGCUGGGCAAGGGGAGCUGCUUCCAUCACCACAACCACCAACAGCAACAGCAGCAGCAGCAGCACUUGUAAUAAGCAUCCCGAUGACAGCAUGGAGCUCGCUCAUAGUUUGUGUUUAAACGAAGAGGCGCUCAAGCAAUUGCCUGAGCCAAAACGAUCUGUAUUCAUAUUUGAAUGGUUGGGCUAUUUGGAGAAGACAUUACAGACCGUUGAUCGCAAUGAGAUAAAGACAAACCAAAAGAAAUUGGUGCAACAGCUAACGGCUCAAAUCAAUGGAUCUCCGGGACCGCCAACGCGCAAGCUAUUGGCCAGUUGCUUGGCCACACUCUUUUCGGUGGGCGACACAUUUCUGUUAUUCGAUACAGCAAAUGCUUGCAAUGACAUCUUGAAGAAUAAGGAUGACUCGCCCAGUUACCUGCCCACCAAAUUGGCUGCAAUAUGUGUCUUGGGGUCUAUGUAUGAGAAACUGGGACGCAUGAUGGGACGUUCGUAUGAGGAGACUGUCAGUUUACUGCUACGCACCUUAAGAAAUGCCGAAUCCCAGGCACGAGUUGAAAUCAUGAUUACCCUGGAGAAGGUUUGUGCCGGCAUGGGCACCGCCAUUGCCAAUGUUCACAAGGAUAUCUAUAAGGCUACUAAACAUUGUCUAACCGACCGUGUUAUGGCUGUACGAGUUGCUGCCUCCAAGUGCAUAUUGGAGAUGAUACAACAUGCUCCGUUUCUAUACCAAACUGAGUUGGAAAGCCUGCCCGCCUUGUGUUUUCGCUCAUUUGAUGGCAGCAACUAUGAGGUUAGAUGUGCUGUGGCCAAAUUAUUGGGCACUCUAUUGGCAUUUACACAACAGCAGCAGAAUGAGCCCAACAAUAAAAAGCUCUCUGUGCAACCAGCUAGUCAAUCGUCGAAAUCUUCCAUGCGCACUGUAUCGCUUGAUGAGACUUUGAAUAUUCUUAUGUCUGGAUUUUUACGAGGUGGUGGUUCAUUCCUCAAGGGCACUGGAGAAAUAAUCAAGGGCAGUUCCAGUGUUAAUCGCGAAAUUCGUGUGGGUGUUACCCAUGCCUAUGUGGUGUUUGUCGACUAUAUGGGCAGUGUUUGGCUAGAGCGUAAUCUAACGGUUUUCCUUUCACAUAUCCUUGAUUUGGUGGCCAAUCCUAAGGCGGCUUCAUCACAUGUGGAUGCUGUGUAUUCCAGAAAAUGCAUCAACUUCAUUCUUCGCUCCGUUUUGGGCAAGAUGUUGGGCGAGAAGGCGCAAACGUCGGCCUGCAAGGAGCUGGUGUUUAUGAUAGCCAAGCAAAUGAACUCCAUCGAUUUUAAUCCGGAAAACGCCAAAGACUCCAAUCAGGAGACACUAUUUAGUCAACACUUUUUGGUGUGUGCUUUGCAGGAAUUGGGUUCCUUGGUUUUGGGUCUGGGUACAACGGCACAAAAUCUGUUAGCCGAUCAGACCUUGAAUGCCAUCGAUACCACAUGUGCGGUGCUGGUGCAUCCCAGUGCAGCUGCAAGAUUGGCUUCGGCCUGGUGUUUAAGAUGUUUCUGUGUGGCGGUGCCCAGUAUGAUAACCCCUCUAAUUGAUCGUUUUGUGGAUGCCUUGGAACAGAUGCGUUCAUCGCCCGAAGCAAUUGCGGGAUAUAGUUGUGCUUUGGCCGCUAUAUUGGGUAGUGUGCGCUACUCACCGCUGGGCAUUCCCCAUACCAAAGGCAAGGUUGUAUUCAAUGCGGCCGAAGAGUUGCUGCGUUCAGCCUCACAAAAUAGUAGAAUGUCUUUGAAUCGCACCCAGGCUGGUUGGCUUUUGAUAGGCGCCAUAAUGACUUUGGGCUCUCCCGUGGUCAAAGGUUUACUACCACGUCUAUUGCUUUUAUGGCGGCACUCAUUCCCCCGAUCCAACAAGGAAUUGGAGUCUGAAAAGGCUCGAGGAGAUUCCUUCACCUGGCAGGUGACUUUGGAAGGAAGAGCGGGAGCAUUAUCGGUGAUGCAUAGUUUCCUAGUAAAUUGUCCCGAGUUGGUGACAGAGGACAUAACCAAACGUCUGAUGACUCCCAUUGAAAGCGCUUUGGCUAUGUUGGUAAACCUAUCUUCGGUGCUGAAGAGUUAUGGCACACAACUUAAGGCACCUGCUGCCAUGGUGCGCUUGCGCUUGUAUGAGACCUUGUCACAGCUACCAGCCAACUCCAUGGAAUCUUCGUAUACCCAUUUGCUGCGCAUGCUUAUAUCCGAAUUCACUUUGGCGGAGAAUCCAGCAAACACCACCAAUUCCCAAUUGAGGGGUCUAUGUCAUGCAGAGGACUCUGUGAUUAUGGGCACUUGGUUACAAGAAACCGAUCAUCGCAUUAUAGAAGAUCAGAUGGAACCGAAUCGUAGAUGGGAUGGCGAUCAUCUUCAACCUAAUAGUGCUGCUGGUUCGGGGGCCUUGGAACAUGAUCCAUGUUGCCUGUAUAGAAGCACAGUGAACACCUCGUCGGUCACCAUGAAUGGAGCCUAUGGCUAUAAGGCUGACCAAUGUCCUGGACCUCUGCCCUUGGGUGUGGCCAUAAUUGAUAUGUCCAUUAAUCUGUUUGGCUUGAUUUUCCCCAAGGUGGCCAAUAAACAUCGCCUGCAAAUGUUGGAUCAUUUUGCCGAAUGCAUAAAGCAGGCAAAGAGCAGUCGUCAGGAGGCUGUACAAAUGAAUAUCUAUACGGCCCUUCUGUGUGGCCUUAAGGUGCUAACAGACAGCAAAUCGGCUUUGGGACAAGAAGAUGUGCGCAAAAGUUUUACCACUUUGGUGACCUCUGGUUUGAUUAGUUCCAACUCUAUGCUAAGAUGUGCUUCGGCCGAAGCUCUGGGCAGGUUGGCCCAAGUUGUGGGAGAAUCGCGUUUCACCGCUGAAUUGGCACAAAUUUCCUUUGACAAAUUGAAAUCAGCGCGCGAUGUGGUGACCCGCACUGGACAUUCCCUAUCUUUGGGUUGUUUACAUCGUUACGUUGGAGGCAUGGGCUCAUCUCAGCAUUUGAAUACCAGUGUUUCCAUUUUGUUGGCCUUGGCCCAAGACAUUUCCUCGCCAGUGGUGCAGUUAUGGGCCUUGCAUGCUUUGGCCCUUAUAGCAGAUUCCGGUGGACCCAUGUUCCGCAGUUAUGUUGAAGGCACUUUGACUUUGUGUCUCAAGCUACUGCUUACCGUGCCGCAAUCAUAUGUCGAUGUGCAUCAAUGCAUAGGGCGGGUAUUGAAUGCUUUGAUAACCACCAUGGGUCCAGAGUUACAGGGCAAUGCUGGUCCCAUAGUCAAAAUGCGCCGAUCAUUCCUGUGUGCAGCUUCUAUUAUGCAUGCCCACUCAAAUCCCUUGGUGCAAGCUGAGGCCACUGGCUGCAUACAGCAGGUACAUCUUUUUGCCCCUGGCAGUGUUCACUUGCCCUCGCUGGUACCCACACUGGUGCGCAAUUUAUCCUCCAACUAUUUGACACAACGCAAGGCAGCCGUCUCUUGCCUACGCCAAUUGGCCCAUCGUGAAGCCAAGGAAGUUUGCGAUCUGGCCCUCUCAAUUAAACCGGACGAUUGUCCCAAACUAGUCAUUACGGAAUUUGGUCUUCCUGGCAUUAUAUUUGCCAUGUUGGAUUCAGAAACUGACAUUGAGAUGUUAAAGAAUAUCCAUGACACCCUGACAUCCAUGCUUCAGCUAAUGGCCGCUGAAAGUCUCAGUGCCUGGCUGAGUUUGUGUAAAAACGUGCUAACAGUUGCUGUGGAAAAUUCUCCACUUCCUGAGGACAUUGCGUUGGCUUCGAAGACUGCAGAUGGCAAUGCAAAAACAGGCACCACAUCCUCCACUGCGGGGGCAAAUAAAUCCUCCAACAAUGAUGAGGACGAUGAUGAUGAAGAGGAUGAUGCCGAUGAUGUCACCGAAUAUCAUGCCACAGAGAAUUCUUCCACACAUCCGGCGGUGCAACCACGCUGGACUACUAGGGUUUUUGCGGCACAAUCGGUUAGGAAAAUAAUGUCGGCCUGUGAAUCGGAUACGCCCAUACAUUUUGAUUUGUUGCAAGCCAAGGAAAUGCAAAUGACCAAAUCCAGUGGCGAUUAUUUGAUACUUCAUCUUUCGGAGCUAAUACGCAUGUCCUUCAUAGCGGCCACCUCGGAUUCCGAUCAAUUGCGUUUGGAGGGUUUGAGAACCUUGCAGGAGAUAAUCGAUCGCUUUGCAAAUGUGCCAGAGCCAGAAUUUCCGGGCCAUUUAUUAUUGGAACAAUUUCAGGCUCAGGUUGGUGCUGCUCUUCGUCCCGCUUUUGCCCCAGAUACCCCUUCGCAUGUAACUGCAGCUGCUUGCGAAGUUUGUUCUGCUUGGAUUGGCUCGGGUGUGGCACGUGAUCUCAAUGAUCUGCGCCGAGUCCAUCAGCUAUUGGUGUCUUCUCUGAAUAAAUUGCACACAAAAACCAACAGCACCCAAUUAUUCAACGAGUCCAUGACAACUCUGGAGAAACUCAGCAUCUUAAAGGCUUGGGCAGAAGUUUACAUUGUGGCCAUGAUUGCAAAUAAUUCAUCACCAGCCGCUUUGUUGCAAAAACAAUUAACAAAUGCCAAUGUCAUACCAACUCUGACCAUCGAUGAUGACGACAUCAGUGGCGGUGACACAGACAAUGAUAAAAAUUUCGAAAGUCUCUUGUCUUUGGUUAAGCCGGAACUGGACAAUCUCUCCACCCAUUGGCUAGAUGCCAUGAAGGAUCAUGCAUUACUACUUUUACCGCCAGAAUUUCAAAGUCAAUUACCCCACGAUGGGGGAGCAUUUUACACACCAGACACCAUUAAUUCAUCAAAACCCCAUUACUUGGCCUCAUGGCCUCCAAUUUUGUAUGCCGCCUCAUUAUGGCUCAAAGACGAAGGAUUUCAGUUGCAUUUAGAAUCGACGACCGCAGCAAACAACAACGAGGCAACAAACGCUGCGGAUAAUGCCUCCUUUGAGGCCAACAACAACAUAUCGCAUGGCUCACUGUCAGCCGAUCGUUUCCACAUGAUUUUCGGCAUAUGCAUGGAGGCCCUGUGUAGUGCCAGAACCUCAGAGAAACCCAAGAAUGUCAUUAGCUGCUUGCAAUCCAUGUACACCAUAUUCGAUUCGCAAUGGGCCCGCAGACAAUUGGUGAAAGACAAAGUGCUGACGAUAGAAUUGUGCAAUGUACUGCAUAGGCAAAUCUUAACCAGCGAUGAUCUCUUUGUGCAAUUACUUUGUAUUGAAAUACUCAAGCAAUCCGUACGAGCUUCCAAGGAGCAGUUAGAAGAGAAACGAGACGAAUUUUUGGAACAGCAUAAGAACAACGAAAAUACCGAUAAUAUAUCGCUUCAAGAGCAAAUAGAUCAAAUGGGCGAGGGUGGACCGUCGGGAGAAAUAACCCCCGGCUCGUCCCACAUCUAUGCCGUGUUGGAAGUUUGUCUCUGCUUGUUUGUACGACAAAUACCCACCAUGAAUCCCGGUGCUGCUAAUACAGUGCAAUUUCGUCAGGACCUAAUAGCCAAAACUGCUUUGAGCUCCCAAUCGUUUUUCAAUAAAUUGGGUGAAGAUAAUGGUCGUUUGGUGGCAAGUGCAUUGGAAUGUGUAGAGGAGUUAACCACAUUAUGUGCGCCCAAAGGCGCUUUGGCCAUUUUACCCACCAUCCUGUAUAUCACCACAUCGAUAAUAAAGGAAAUAGCAAAUAAAUCAGUUAUAGACUCCACCAUAUUGGCAAACACAGUGGCCAUAAAAUCGGCUCUACAUGCCCUAGAGUCCAUAUGCAAAGAUAAAUGGUCCACUCAUUCUGCAGUGGCCAGUGAAUGGCAAGAGUUGCUGCAGAGCUCUUUGGCCACCAUUGUGGAUUUGACUAAAACAGCUGGUGGAGAUAAUGACGAUCGCAAAAUGGAUGAGGUCACCAUGCUAAAAGCCAUUGCCGUUUUCAUACUUCACACGCCAGCCACUGUUGUGUCCACACCCUCGCUGCAAUAUCCAUGUAUCAAUCAUUUCCGCCAAUAUCUGCAGUCGGACAACAUGUCGGUAAAAUUGAAAUGCAUACAAUCGGCCCGUUUGAUAUUUUCCAAUUCGGAGCUGAAAGUCUCAACACCCUAUAUACAUGCGUUGGCGCCACGAAUCAUAGAAGGCCUCUAUGCGGAAAAUGCAAAAUUACCCCGCACCGAAAUGGAGUUGCAAAUAAUUUUGGAAAGUAUAAUAACAGUGGAGGCGCUUAUACAACUGGCAGAGCCACAAAACCGCAUACAAAUGUUAACCCUCUUGGUACCGGUACUCAUCAAUUACUUGGCCGAGCCGGCCAAGUUGAGGAAUUUGCCCAAAUAUCAACGUCAAUUGCAUGAGCAAUCAUUACAGUGGUUAAUGAAAAUCGGCCCCAAAUAUCCACAAGAAUUCAAAUCACUCAUGGGCACAUCGCCAGAGUUGCGACAAAAACUGGAAGCCGCUGUCCGAUGUCAACAACAAACAGCAGCCAUUGCAAAUCGUGUACAAACUGCCCAAGCACGAAAUGGUUUGGAGAAACAACAGAAACCCACAAUAAAACUGAAAACUGAUUUUAGUAAUUUUCAAUAAGAUCCCAGAACCCUACCACCACCAACCCCUUCCUACUAGCUUCUUUCCUAGAGGAAAGUAAAUCCAUAUUAUCCCAAAAAUCCCUAAAAUCCCGCCGCAAAAGAACUGUGCAAGGCAAAGUGAUGAUGUUGGCAUUAAAUAUUAAGAGAUAAUUUAUAGCCCCUAGUUAUUACUAAUUUUAUUACAAACUAAUAAUGGCAUACUCGUACAUACACCUAACUGCAUACCCACACUAUAUACGAUAAACAUAUUUAUUGUUGUUGCUUAUUACCAUAAUAACAGCGCUACAUUGUCUUUUUAAACGGAGUAAAAUGGAAAUGGAACAAACCGAAAAACCAACAGCAUUUUAAAUCAGCUAAAUACUCAGAAGUAAGAAUAAUGUAUUUAGUGUUUUAUUUGGCAUAUUAGCCUCAAGAAAUGUAUCUCAUUGUUGUUACGUUAAAAGAAAAAAAGUUUAAUUGCAAAAAUAUAUUAAUAGAAUUAAUAUUAACACAAUACUAA